AUGAAGUAUCGCCGUGCCAUGGCCCUGAUCACGGCUAUCUGCUGGCUGAUUCUAUUGCCGGUGCAUAGUGCUGAUGAUGACCAAGUUAUGGUGACCAUUGUGAAUGAGAGCACUGUUUCGUUGAAUGUGUUCUUUGUGGAUUCGACCACCCGAGAAACUUUUUUUCUUCGAGAAUUGCCGCAUGGAGGCAAGCUCUCAUUACAGAGCUAUCCGGGGCAUGAGUUUGAACUACGAGAAGAUGCAGAUGACCCUGGCGUGUGCUCUCGGUCUCCAGAUCAGACGUGUAGAAGAACCUUUUUCUUCGCGGGGGAGGAAGAAGAUGUGGUCUUGAUCACAAACAAGUUUCAAGCCGAACAUACCACAGACCCGUCACUACUGGAAGACGUGAAUCAUCACGUCCAGCCCAAGGAGAACGUUUUGUCUAUUCUCAAUGACUCCGGAUCUCAAAUUCAUUUGUUUUGGAUCGAUACCAUCUCGGGGGAUGAGUUCCAAGUAACCCAUGAUGCAUCUCCCAUACAGCCAGGUCAGACACACACCAUCCGAAGCGCCAUGACGUAUCAGUUUCGAGUACAAGAGACCGGCACUUGUGAUUUUGUCGGCAGCGUUGCCACAAUACACUUUCAGCUGCCUUGUAAAAUGGCACAUUUCACCAAUCCAAAGGAUGAGAACCCCACCGUUACAAUCACACGACAAUUUCAUGUACUCUAUCAGGGAGAAACCAUUGGACAAUCCUCACAAGAUUAUCUUACAGAAGAUGAAUGCCCCAACUGCAACGACAACUACGAUUGGAUCCACAAAUGCCAUCGACUGAGUCAAGGAGACUCCAACAAAACGACCCAAUGCGUCCAACAGAAUUCCGCCCUGCGGAUACUCCAAACUCAUAAAGCGCUGGACUUGGAAGAAUCAUUGCUGCAAGAUGUGGGAGACAAGCUAGAAAAUUACACGUGCGCCGAUGAUACACUCGAAACCAGUCCACCCUUGCAAGUCACGGAAUGGACCCGGACCGAAAAUGAUACCACCGUCCGACCACCCGUAUUACACCAAGUCAAUCGCACCGUCUGGGUCAUGUUGAAUCGACCCGCUUCUCGCAUUCACCUCGUUCACGACUUUAUUGACGAAGAAGAAUGCCAAGCCUUGGAACAAUCCGCCAAACACAAACUAGGGAGAGGGACUGUCGCCGAUGGCAAGGGGGGGACCCAUACCAGUGAUCAUCGCAAGGCCCUGCAGGCGGCCAUUGUCGUGCCGUGGCACAUGGAAGAAGGGAACCAACCUAUUGCACGAUUGUCGCGACGUGUCUACGACUAUGUCAAUCAUGUACUUGGAUUGAAUAUACAGGAACACGGACAGGAAUCUUUAAUGUCGAUACAAUACAUGGGAAGAGGAAGGGAUGACAUGGCACCGGAUCGGUACAUGCCUCAUUGUGAUGGAGAUUGUAAUGGCCUCAAGCACAAGACUGGAACUCGAAUGGCGACCAUGGUCAUGUACUGCACACUACCCACCAAGGGCGGACACACCAACUUUCGAAAUGCCAAUGUCCAUGUCAAACCCCAAACGGGAAUGGGUGUAUUCUUCAGUUACAUCGACCCUGUUACCAAUCUGACAGACAAACAGUUUACUGAACACAGUGGCUGCCCAGUAUGGGAAGGGCAAAAAAAGAUUGUCACUCAAUGGGUUCGGUGGGGCGUGGACAAGGAGAAUCCCUGGACAUCAUUCAAUACAUUGGGAGUGAAGAAGUCCGAAGCGAAUGAGUGGGCGUAGUAGAACCAAGCACGCGGUUUGCUUUCGACUGUCCCAAGCAAACCAACAAGUCGUGGUUGAACAGUUUUCGGCAUGCUUGAACUACAAGUGGAGUAGGAAACUCUCGUAUGCUGAGAUCUGCUAGCUCAGCCUCCAUUUCCUUGUUGCUAGCUAGAUAGAGAGGGAAAGCAGUCCAAUGCUGUAUGAAAGCCAGUAGCAUUGACACGUGAUACGUGAUGCUUUGGUGUUGGACUACCGAUACUCGGGAACAGUUAGGAAUGAACACAGUGUGGAG
Seminavis robusta is the source of this 2032-nucleotide messenger RNA. The record is from the annotation of a GenBank genome assembly. Lineage: Eukaryota; Bacillariophyta; Bacillariophyceae; Naviculales; Naviculaceae.